AUGUCCACUCCUUCUGAUAAAAAACAGAAACUAGAAGAAAAGCCAAAGCCUUGCUGCGUCUGCAAGCCCGAGAAGGAGGAUAGAGACACAUGUCUGCUUUUCAAUGGCCAAGAGUCGGGGAAAUGUGAUGACAUGAUCGCCAAGUACAAGAAGUGUAUGCAAGGCUAUGGAUUCUCGGUUUGA
This is a messenger RNA of Lachancea dasiensis, 183 nucleotides long. Lineage: Eukaryota; Fungi; Ascomycota; Saccharomycetes; Saccharomycetales; Saccharomycetaceae. The record is from the annotation of a GenBank genome assembly.